This is a messenger RNA of Salvelinus namaycush (lake trout), 5056 nucleotides long. Its product is annotated as bombesin receptor-activated protein C6orf89 homolog. The record is from RefSeq and is a predicted model, not a curated record. Gene Ontology annotation, cellular component: Golgi membrane; nucleolus. The transcript has 7 exons. Lineage: Eukaryota; Metazoa; Chordata; Actinopteri; Salmoniformes; Salmonidae. The coding region runs from base 966 to 1961 and encodes 331 amino acids.
CAAAUUCUCAAGCACCAAGAAAAGUGGGAAAAGGUUGGUUGGUCGACACGAAGCUAAAUAUGAACAAGACAAACUAGAUCUGUAAUUGCACAUUAACCGUUAAUUACGGUGAGUUCGUGUUCACUGUUUGACAUAUGAUGUUUACUUGAUCUUAUAAAAUAUAGCUACACCUGUUAGUAGCUAAGUUAGCUAGCUAGUAACCCUAGCAGAGACUAAUUUUCUUAAAUAUCUGACCCUAGCCACUUAGCUAGCUUUAUUUGUUUACCCCACUGCUGCAACUGACACACUCAUUUCAUGAUAAAGGUAAAACGAUAAAAACUGGAUUCACUGGGGCUCCCGAGUGGCGCAGCGGUCUAAGGCACUGCAUCUCAGUGAUAGAAGCGUCACUACAGACCCUGGGUCGAUUCCUGGCUGUAUCACCACCGGCCGUGAUUGGGAUUCCCAUAGGGUGGCGCACAAUUGUGGCCCUGCGGCGUUAGGGUUUGGCCAGGGUAGGCCGUCAUUGUAAAUAAGAAUGUGUUCUUAACUGACUUGCCUAGUUUAAAUAAAGGUUACAUUUUUGUGCACAUGACAAUAUUGUCAACAAACAAUUGAGAGGUUGAAAACGUUGGGAGAACAUCUAAGCAGGCAGAGACAUAUGUCCUUAACAUAAAACUACAAAUGUACAGAACGCGUCUACCAAGUUCAACUCUAUGUCAAUCUAAAAAAAAAAAAUUUGCUUACAGUUCACGUGGGCCUCUGAAUGCUUGUGUUGACAUUGACACGGUGAAUGUUUUUGACCACAGUCCAAGGCCAAGUUCUGCUAUAUCAUCUGGAUUGUUUGUGUAACUUCUGUCUGGGGCUUUGGAAGUGCUGUUUUUCCCAACCUCUGAGGGAAUAUGAGUUACACAGCAACAAACCAAAGACUAGAGGCACUGUCCCUUCUAAAAUAACUGUUGACUAGAUUCAGUUGGACCACGUUUGUCAUGGGCACCACACUGAGUGAGCCUUGCAUCUACGACAAGCUGUCAGAGAGCAUCGAUAUUCUCCGCCAGUCGGGGUAUCGCUAUGGCAUGUCGGAGAGGGAGAUCGAGAAGUUUAUCAAACAAGUCCUGGAGACAAACGAGCCUCGAAGAGACCCGCCACAAUUCCCCAUCCUUCGAGCCACUAUCAAGUUUGUGGUAGCGGUAGGCUUUCUGUUGGUGGUGGUGCUGGCCUUCACCUACCCCCACACUCGGCCCCAGCUAGGUGUGAUGUACACGGGGGGACACAACUGGUCCUCCCCCCUCAGCCACGUCAGACUACUAGCUCUGCCCAUCGCCAAGAAGUACAACCUGCAAGGUUUCCAUGAGUGGUGGAGUGUGGGGGCUCUGCGGCAGGGCCUGGUCAACUGUUCUGGCUGUGCAGAGGUCUCCUCUGUGCUGGAGGUCCCCGAGACCCUCAGAGAGUCUGCAGCCAUGCGCAGGGGGCCACAGCCUGUGCUGCUUAAGGGUGGGGAGUAUCUGUGCAUGCAGAGGCAGCAGCUAGAGGAGCUCUACUCAGCGCACUCCGGCUCCAUGAGUAUACUAGUGGAGAAAGACAACCUACUGUCACAUGACGAGUGUUUUCCACAGGGCCCAGCAAACUUCACCCUGCUCUGGAGGUUUACAUCUGUGGCCAGAGAGAAGGUGUUAAGGUGGCUGUUCCCCAAGGCUGAGCUAUGUCCCCUACUGGACAGCGCCGGAACAACAUUGCAGCGUUGCCUGGUCACGCAUAGUGCCAACUCUCAGAGCAGAGGGGUGCGAGUGCUGGGCUGGCUGGUGGUAGGAGAGGGCCUGCCCACAGUUAGAGUGCUCCCUGUCCACCACUGUCAGAAACACUGCAGCUCCUUCAACCUCUGGCUGGGACCUGGAGAUAUGGUGUACGCUGACCCGCUUUACUGGCAGAUGGAGCUGUUCCCCGGCCGAGACCAAAACAUAGUUUGUGACGGCUCCACUUUCUGAGGGAGGAGAGGAACAACUGAAUGAGACAGAAUGGGAGGAAGACGGAGGGAGAGAGUGAAGGGUUCUGUCAUACAGAACUCUUGAAACUCCACUCCAGUCCAGACAUCUGCAUACUGGCUGAGAAUAUCACUUCCUGUAGAGUCGGAGUGUGAUUGGACCUUUUAACCGUCCCUUGCAGGCUAGUCCCGCCCUCCUCUAGGUAUGGGAAAGAACACUCACCACAGGCACAAGAUAGACUGAAGAAAUCUGAACACCUCAUCUCCCCUACCCUUCUCUGGCCUAAUACCAAACUCAUCUCUAACCCUUACCCCUUUCUGGUCUAAUACCAAACUCCUCUCUAGCCCCUACUUGUGCCUCUUCGUUGAUAUCCCUUCGCAGAUCUAAGACAACUGGAUGGUUGUAAGCAGGGAGAGACCACUCUCAGGCUUGGCGGUGUGUGUCUCGAUGAGGAAGAGGCUGGAAUGUUCCCAAACUCGGACUGUUUGCCUCAGAGGAAAAAUGGAGAGAGUGACUGAUUAACAGCAGAAGGUCAUGCCUCUGUUUUGUUCAGUUGAAAUGUUCAAGAUUGUUUUGGUUAUGUUUUUUAGUUGUGAUCAAAUCACACAGCCACAACAGGAAUAAUGGGACAGUUUUGUGGCGCUGCCCUCCCCUCAUCUACUCACUCUUAUACCGGACCGUAUUCAUCACCUAAGUUCAACAUGUCGCUGCUAGUGUAACAAUGACAGUUGGUUAGGAGGAUGUAUGAAAUUGAUUUGUCAGUUUGGUGAAUUGCAUUUGAUUACUGAAAGUGCAGAUAUUGUAUUUAAUAUAUAGUUGACGAUAAGUGCUUGUGCCAUAAUUUCAGAAAGACUGAAAUGCUAUUUCUUAAGGUUCUUUUCACUAACUGUUUUUGUUUUGUCACUGCUUUUUCCUAUGUCAUCCAGUCUCCCGCGUGAGCACUAACAAGCCAGAAUUUGUUGAUGAUGUCACAGUGUUUGAUGUUUUGUCACUAACGUUAUAGUCCCAGUCGGUAUUAGAUCAAAUGUUGCGGCCCUGCAAUUUUCUUGUUGUUUCAACAUUGCUUGCGUUCUCACUACUUAGAAAAAACAAAUAUUCUAGGGCUUCCCUCAUGCGCCUUUACAUGAUGGUGCUAGCAGCCGAGUGAGUGCUACCGGCUACCGACCGGAACAUUAAGCUAGCCAAGACAAACACACACAAAAAGAAGUAGUGAGUGGCGUUACAAACGGACUAUACUAAACAAGUUAAAUGUCUUACCUAUGAUUAAAUGUUUUCCACACACAGCUACCUUUAGCCUACUUAGACACCAGGUCCCCACAUCUCCCACGCCGAGAAUAGCCUGAAGCCACAGGGCUCUUCUUGCAGGCUCCAUUUCCCUGUGUGGGAGCAUUUGGAACCGUUGGUCGUGAUUUUUGACCUGGUUACAUGUACAUUGAACAACACAGCAGAUUUUCUCCAUGUUUUGUUAUUUCUGUCUACCAAAAAAUGGAUGACAAAGUUGGCUCUUUUACACUGGGGGUUAUUGGGAAAUAAGUUUUGUUUUCCCCAAUUUGUGGGCAUGGUUGAGGGGAAUUCCUUAUUAUGUGAAUAGCGACAUGGACUAUCGAUGUUCAGAGAUUUGAUCCUGUUCUAUUGUCAACAUAAUGUUUAUAGAGUUUUAAUCUCUCAGAAUUCACCAUUGUCACGUUAUGGCCUUAUUGUUAAGCUAUAUUUUAACAUUUUAAAUUCAUCUGUUUUUCAGCUUCCCUGUUGGAGCUGUCUUCUUUUAUCAUUAUUUAUUGUUUCAAGUUCAAAUGAUGUCCAUGUACUGGAACCUAAGCUAUUAAGUGGUUAUUAUUGUUCAUCUCUUCAUGACUGUGGAUGUAUUGGCAUGUACUACUGCCAUAUUGCAUAAUACAUACUAUGAAUGCAUCUGUUCUUUGGUAGUACACAUGUCCAAUUCCCUCUUUCGUAUGAACUCGGAGGAUAGUGCCAAAAAUAGUCUAUUAAAGAAGUUCGAUUUUUUUAUAUAUAUAUGUAAAUGGCAUGUUAGAAGGGUCUAGACAUUUUCUUUGCGAUUUCACUUGUUUUUGAGGAACUUAUCCAAAAUAGAAUAUAACGUUGCUGAGACAAUGUACAUCUAAAGAACUGCAUCACUAUACUGAGAGCUUUUCCGUUUUUAAGUAUUUGGAUGUUUUUGGAGAUUUGUUCAUGUUUUUUCCAGUGCCACCAUACUGCACAACGAGGAAGUGAAUUGCUGGUUGGGGUAAGUUUCUCAAAAACAAAUGAAAUAGCAAAAAAGUUUCUGGACCCUUCCAUAACAUGCCAUUUAUAUCCACCCAUCAAAGUUCUCUAGGUGGAUAUAAAUUAGAAUCCACACAGGAAGUGGCUCUCAGGUUCUCUCUCCUGUCUGAAACCCAGUUGGGUGGGUGAGAUAUCUUUACCAUUACAUCUUCUUUGCCACUCAAAAUAUAGUUGUGGUUCAAGGCCCUCGGCUUUGACCAACCAAUAUCAUCACCUCCUUCCUAAACCUGACACAUUUCCCUUGAGUUCAAGCUUGCCUUUUUCUUAUCACGCCUUACUUAUAGUGCACUGUAUGUCAUUGCAUAUAUUAUCCUAGCUACAGAUUGUAUGCCAGAUAAUGUGAUAUAACCAAAAAAAAUUGGGGUCCAGUAACCAAAGACUUAUAAUAGGUUAUAUCACAUUAACUGGCAUACUAUCUGUAGCUAAUAUUCUCCCUGUUUUAUUUUCUUUUUCUGUUAGCAAGCGCAAGGCUACUUAAUUUGGUGUCCUUCAAGCAGUCCACUGUGGGUUCUUUGUAUUGAAACGGGGCAAUGUAUAUCACUGGCUUUAAAUGUGAUUACUUUGGUGAAAGUGGCAAUUCAACCUUUUUUUAUUGGCUUUGAACAAUAGUUUUGUAUGAUCAAAUUGCAAUGUGAGUCAAGAAUUGGACACUUGUUUUGGUUGUGUGUGCUUAAUAGGUGUCAUGGAAAUCAACACUUUAAUUUGACUAUUGUAUUUUUGAUAUCCCUUUAAAUCAUGAUGUUAUAAAAUGUGCAAUAAUUUCCAUGUUGGAUCUUAAAAUCAGAGCAUUAUAUCAAAUAGUUUGAUUUCAUGCA